Molecule: messenger RNA, 1217 nt
Organism: Paramuricea clavata
Lineage: Eukaryota; Metazoa; Cnidaria; Anthozoa; Malacalcyonacea; Plexauridae
Source: the annotation of a GenBank genome assembly
UCCGACAUUUGGCGAAGCAAAAUACCGCGCGUUCCGUGGACACAACGAGACAAAUGAUUCAGCCAAUCGUGGAAACUUCCUGGAAGAACUUUUGUUUCUAUCUAAGUAUGACAAGCCAUUGAAACGUUGGAUGGAAACUCACCCAAACAAUUUGUCAUAUUUUUCUCCCAGUAUUCAGAAUGAAAUGAUUGGCAUCCUCAGCAAUAUGAUCAUUGAAAUAAUAAGAUCUGAAGUGAUUUCUGCCAAAUAUUUCUCAAUUGAAUGUGACGAAGUAACAUCCCACAAACGGGCAUUUAUGUCUGUUAUUGUUCGGUAUGUCUACGAUUAUUGUAUUUGGGAAAGGUGUAUCAAGCUACAUCGUGUGACUAAUUUAACAGGACAAAGCCUUGCAGCUGUUAUCAUUGCUAUUCUUGCGAACAUGAACGUUCCUAUCCGCAAUUUAGUUGGUAAAGGCUUCGAUGGGGCAAGUAACAUGUCAGGCAAGGACGAAGGUGUUCAACAACAUCUCACCGCAGCUGGUGCUGAUAAAUCGAUAUAUUUCCAUUGUUUUGCACACAAACUAAACCUUGUCUUAGAGAAGAGUGUUAACAACUUACCUUCUGUGAAUGACGUAUUUGAUAUUAUUGGUUCCGUCUAUCACUAUCUCGAAGGGUCUCCGAAGAGGCAUGCAUUGUAUGAGGAGAAGCUACAAUUUCAUGGCAUAUCGAAGGGAAAGAUAGCAUUACACACGCUUUCAGACACAAGAUGGACUGGUCGAUCCGACAAUUUGGAGGUUGUUUUCAACACCUUGCCUGCUAUCAUAUCGAUGCUUAAAGCAAUGUCUAAAGAGGGCGAAUCAGCUGCAGAUGGAUUGCUCGUACGUAUGCGAAAGCUCAAGUUCAUUGCUUCGUGUAUCGUAUUGAAGAAGUGUUUUGCUCUAAGUAGAUCGGUCUCAGAAUAUCUUCAGCACAAAAACAUGGACUUGGUUUCAGCGGUGUCAGGUGUGCAAUCUCUGAAAGAUUCUUUGUCCUCCUUUCGAAACGAGGAAAAGAUGGAUCAGUUUCUGCAGGAGGCACGGAAAUAUUGCACGGACCAAGGAUUGGUUGUGGACGACUUCGAUCAGGUGGAUCAGCAACAUCCAGACAGACCAAAGCGUCCGCGCACAAUUCCUUCCUACUUCAACGAUGGUACAUUCUAUUUAGACCAAGAUGCCAGAGCAAUCCAAGAAGAAGUACCUG